GAGAGAGGGAGAGCGAGAGCGAGAGCGAGGGAGCGCGCGCGCGAUCUGGCAGGACUGCAAGGAGAGCUCACAAUAACGGGAUCCUGCGCCUCACUGCAUCGGGUGCUGAGGUCAAUUCUGGGAUCUGUCUGGUGCUUCGUCUUUGCCAUGUUGUUGCAGUGGGUCGACUGCGCCACGGCGUGAUGUCCAAGCGUCGGGUGUGAGAAGCCGGGAUUUUUGUGGAGUAUUGAUUGACAGGUGCAGGCCCUGCCCCUUGUACUGCUCCAGCAAAAUGGCAAAUGAGGAUUUUCAUGAUGGGCACAUUGCCCGUGGAAAUCCCUACAAGAAUAUAAUUGGAGCAGAAGAUGAAGAUUUUGAGAAUGAGAUAGAUCCGUCUGUGGAUGACCUGUGCAGUCACUUCCAAAGCAUUGAUUUGUUGAAAGAAAAACCAGCUCAUCUUCUCAUUUUUCUUCAGCAUGUAUUUCUGCAAUUUGACUGCGCCCCACUGCUCUGUUUCCUGCAUGCAGAACUUUUCAAGAACCUUAAUGCCAAAGAAGUCAGGAAACAGUUUGUGGAAUUCUAUCAUACCUUUUUGGAAAAAGGAGCUGUUUUAAAAGUGCAGAUUCCAUCCUCAGUUUCAUUUGAAUUGGAUCGUACCAGACCAGAUCUAAUUCCUGAAGAGAUGCAAAGGCGAUUUAUACGGGACAUCCAGAAUGUCCAGGCGAUAGAGCUUGUUCGACAACUGGAAGACUUCAGGCAGAAGAGGAUGAUGGGAAUGACCCCAGGUGAAAGAGAACUUGCUGAAUUGGAAGAACUUCAGGCAGCCGACCGUGCAACACAGGAUGUUAAAGAACGUGCUAUAGCUGAGCAGUUACUGGACAAAUUGAGUGAAAUGCACCCAACAGUCUACAAUGAUGAUGAAAAGAGCACCGCCAUGUUCAAUGCUAUUAUUACCUACAUGAAGCAUCUGGGAGUAAAGGCAAAGUCUUCUGACAACAAAAAAUCCCGUUUUCCUUUUAUAAAAAAGAUUCCUGGUAUAAAGAGGCCUGAUGAACCACCGAAAUCUACUAAACGCUUCCCUCAUAUUUUUCUACCAGAACCACCUCGUUGGAUGGGUAGUGGCAAUGUUGACAGCAGACCUCCUAAAGUAGAGGCUGAAGGUGACAAGGACAAGAUCAAUUCAGAAAGGAAAAACUCAACCGGGUCCAGUGUGAGGGGUAUAGAGAGUGUGACCAAGGGAAUUAGAAGUGGGCCUAUUGGAGGAACUCAAGAUACAACAGAGGGGCCUUCUAUAGGCUCUAACCAGGGUGUCACUGGUGGAAACAUCACACAGGGUGAUGGAGCUCAAGAUUUUCUGCGAACUGAUACUUUACCAACAAGUGACCUUUCAGAAACAGAUCCUGCCAUUACAAAUGAAGCACCACCUGAAGAAGUCCCUGUUGAGGCUGAAAAGCAUGGGACACGCAUUGGCCGCUCAGAGAGCUUGUGUGCACCUGAGCGCAGACGCUCCCAGAAGGGCUCGACCAAAGGCAAGCAGCCUCGAUCGAGAAGCGACGUAGACCUGCAGGCCGCCACCAAAGCUACCAGCCUGCAGUCCAGCACCACGGCACAACCUGACACUCACAGCUUGGAGCCAGGGUCUGGUAGUGGUGGUGGCACAGGAGAGAACCAGCAGUCCUUUCUGUCUGGUCAGCCUGAGGAGAAUGAGCCGCGCGUUUCGGAGUUGGAGGUGGACCCGCCGAACUGGCGGGAACAGGCCGACUCCGAGCAACUUCUCCGGCUGAAGAAAACUGAGAUCAAGCGGCAAGAAGUCAUCAAUGAGCUCUUUGUUACGGAACAUGCUCAUGUGCGCAUGCUUAAUGUCCUCUACACUGUGUUUUUCCUCCCAAUGGAAAAAGAAAAGAUCUUGUCUUCAGAAGAGCUGGCAGCUAUGUUCCCUGGACUGGAAGACAUCAUUGAAGUGCAUAAUUCCUUCUAUGAAAGUUUAAAGAAACUUCGCCAGGACAAUCAUUACAUUGUGAAGAACAUAGGUGAUGCCUUGCUGAACAGGUUCAGUGGCACAGAGGGAGAGUGGUUUCAGAAGCUUUCAUCAAGGUUUUGCAGCCAUCAGUCCUAUGCUCUUGAUGAAAUUAAAAAACUACAGAAAAAGGAUUCCAGGUUUACGAUGUUCAUUCAGGAAGCAGAGAGCAAACCCCAGUGUCGCCGUCUACAGCUGAAGGACAUCAUUCCAGUUGUAAUGCAAAGACUCACCAAAUAUCCUCUUCUGCUUGAGAACAUUGCUAAGUCAACAGAAGAGGCAGAGGAAAAGUCUAAGAUCCAACAAGCUGCUGAAUGCUGCAGGAAAAUUCUUAAUCAUGUAAAUCAGUCUGUUCGUGUGAUGGAGAACUUUCUGCGACUGAAUGAUUAUCAGCGAAGACUUGACCUCUCCAGUCUAAAGCAAAGCACUGAUACACUUUUGUCUGAAUUCAAGAACUUGGACUUGUCAACAAAGCAAAUGAUCCAUGAGGGUCCCUUGUUAUGGAGAGUGAACAAAGAGAAGACCAUUGAAGUACAUGUCCUGCUUCUCACAGACAUUCUAGUUUUACUGCAGAAGCAGGAUGAUAAAAUGGUGCUUAAGUGUCAGAUGAAGAGUUCAGCAGGAGUGUCUGAUCGUAAAGAGGUGCUGAGUCCAGUUAUCAAACUGAACUCUGUUUUUUCACGAGAAGUAGCAACAGAUCGAAAGGCAUUCUAUGUUAUCUUCACUUGGGAGAGUGGAGCCCAGAUCUUCGAACUAGUGGCACAGACGGUGUCUGAACGCAAGAACUGGUGUGAAUUAAUCAAGAUGGCAGUAGAAGAUCUGAAGAAGUCUGAGCUAGCAGCUGCAACUGACCAAAGACGCACUGUUGGCCUUACUCCAGUUGUAGGGGUACUGCCGACUAGCCCCACAUACAGUACACAUCCUCCUCUGAGCCCCUCUGAGAAUGGAAACUCUGUGAAAGACUACCUUGAAACUUUGCACCAGACAGAUAAGGAAAAGGAUUUGGUCACCAAUCACAUGAUUGCUGAUUUUCUUGCUGCAAAUGGAAUUGAUCCUUACAGUCUAAAUCAAAUAGUAGAGGAAAAUGUGGCCAGUGCAGCAUUAGAAGAAGUUUUCUUCUUGAAGAGAAUGCUAGUUGGAAACAUACAUUUAUCUGAAAAUGUGGAAUCUUCAGCUGAAAAUGCGAAGACACAUUCAGAGCUUGAAGUCAAGGAGUGUGAAAUGGCUGACAAGAGGCCAGAUGAGCCUAGUGAGAAUGGGAAAGGUGAAGAAAAAAAUAAUGAAGAUAACAAGAGUCAUUAUGAGAGAGAGGGCAUAUUAGAGAACAAGGAAACAAGUGAGGUGUUCAGCACCCCAGUUAUCCUAUCACUUGAGCAAAAGCAAGAAGUAGCACACAGAAUGGAUAUUCUGGAGCAACAACUCAGGCGGUUAAAGAACAUUGAAGAGGAAUUUCGCAAAUUACAAGAAGGUCUUGCAAAGGUUGCCUUGUCUCCACAAAACUUCACAUGAGCAUUGAAGUUGGAAGGCAGGUUGAAGAUGGUCAAUCAAUUGGCUCUGCUUGGACACGCUGUGCUUUACCAUCUUUUCCUGUCACUCCUUGUUCUCUACUGGCCUACUUUGCCUGGAAGCUUGCACUAGUUGAAAGCUUGUAGAAAGAAGAUGUUCAACAACCAACCUGUUUUAAAUGUCCCUUCCUUUUAUUUAUAGUGUCUUCCAGUUUGCAACAUACAGGAGUGUAGUGCAUUUUAAAUUUGUAUUUUUUUUUCUCCUUUGUUGCUGAAAUAGUUUGGUGGAGCCUUACAUUUUUUAACCCCUUCUAUUGUUUAGGUGUAUUCAAAUCAUUCCCUACCUCAUCAAUAUUCUUGUCCUUGUUUUGCUUUGGUGACUUCUGGGAUGUUGUGCACUGCCAAUUUGCAGGCUGAAUUUGUCAUUCCUUGAUGUUUUGUAAAGGUCAGUAGAACUUGCUGCUAGGUAAAAUGUUAUUGCUACUUACACUUUUUUUAGUAUGACUUUCCUUUCCUCCCUUUAGACUAUGCAUCGUAUUGUACUAAAACACCAUUGUGCCUUAUAUGGUGUUUUUUUCUGUAAAAACACCAGCUAAAUGUGUGUGUCUGGUUAAAUUCGAGCUUGUGUAUAGUUUUUCCUUGGUGAACCUACUGUAGGUAAUUUGUUGCCAUUACUUAGAUAGAGAGUGUUGCCACAUUCUCUAGAGCUAUUGUAUGAUAGUAGAGUAUUAACAAUCGCCUAAUAAAUUGCUGAAUAGGUUUAUGCACGCUCACAUUUUUCUGUUUUAGUUUUUGUCAUUCCUUGCCAGUUGAUUCAAGUUUGAAUAGAAGAUGGACUGUGCAUGUGAAAUCAGGUUGGUAGUAUGUAUAUUAGAAUGGGCACUGCAACUUAAAUGCUGGGUUUUAGGAAGAAAGAAAAAAAAGAAUAUAAAUAUAUAUAUAUGUGUGUGUAUAAUUGCGCUUAUAAAAGAAAGGUUUUAAAUCUGUUUUUAUUAUUUUUUAUUAGUUUGAAUAUUUGUUACUGUAUGAAGUCUUCAAUUUGUAAAGUGGUGGAACUUGUAUGAACGCUGUCUAAUGUAAUGUUACCUCACAGUGUCAUUUUUGGUUUUUCAUUUUGAUUAAAGUCAUCCUCAAUGAGCAAAAACACUUAAGCAUUGAAACGUAGAGCUGCAUUUAAUACAGCUGUUCAUCACACUGUUAUAAGUGAGCCUCUCAAGCCCAGUGUUGAAUAUUUCAGCCUUCUAGGCCUGGUUAAGACAUUUAUACUGGUAAAUCCAGGUUUUUGUCCACAUUGAGAAAUUAUUCCAGUCUAAUGACCAGUCUGUGUACUGUAUUGACAGCAAGUCUCAAGUUUUCUGCUUACAUAUGUGACUACUUCAGGAUUAUUAUAUAUGGGAAAAUAAUAUUUUGUAGCAUGCUUCCACUGAGAGUGGCAGCCUUCAUUCAGACUUUUCCAAUACGGGUGGGAUUUAUAUAAUUAUGUAAAGGGUCUUUAUCUUAUUAUGGAUAUUAUUAUUAUUAUUAUUAUUGUUCUUUUUAUUGUAACAAACAUUUAUUUUCAGAUUAAUUUACAAAAUACAGUGGGACCAAAGAAGUUUUAAAUAAUACCCUUUUCAUUUUAUUUUUUUUCUUUACAAACUAUAAAGUUUCCUUUCCUGGUCUUUUACAGGAGGUAAAAAAGAUAGCAAAUACUGAACUGGUUGUUGUGAAACCUGAGUAAUUUGUGAUAGUUUUGGCUUAUUUAUUUUUUGUACAUAUGUGGAAUAAACUCCAAAACUUUAUAUUUGUGUUGUCACAGGCAUUAAUUGCAGGUUAGAUGUAUCAAAUCACUGCUGCAAAAGAGUACCUUUGCUAGUGCACCGAGAGUGACAGAACCUGGCAAACACAAGUUUGGAGAUUAUUUUAUAGUGAUUUUGUAGAAAUUUGUUGUAAAUCAUAUUGAAAUGGUCCAGUUGGUUUGUAAAAAUAAAAUUUUCAAAGCAUUUGAAAUUCAGGUCCCUAGAGCUGUGUUUAUGUUGAUUUUAAUUUUUGAAAAGAUAGGAAGAUUCUUAUUCAUGAGACAUUUGUUCAAACUCUUGUCAACCUAUAUGAAAAAUUUCCUUCUUCCCAUGUUCCAUGAAACCUUUUUACAUAAUGAAAAGUGAAAAUAAUAAUGAUCAGUUCAUGCCUACAGAUCACAGAUAAUCUGGUUUUACUUUCUGAGUCUACUUUUACAGUGCAAUUCUUCCACGUUUUUUAAAACAAAACUGCCUAUGUUUUCAUGAGAAAUAGGUUGGGGAAGUAAAAAUGUGUACAUUUCUUAUGCCUUAUGAAAUAGGCUGAGAAUUAUGGAACUGAGUUUUAAUAUGGAGAAAAUAUAAGUGUUGCUGAUUUUAGCAGCUGAUUAAAGAAUAAAGAGUAUUACAAAAACAAUGCAUUGGAAGUCUGGUACUAUGUAAUCAUGAGUUUCUUUUUUUAUGAGCAAAUAAACAGUAUACUCCA
This is a messenger RNA of Erpetoichthys calabaricus (reedfish), 5982 nucleotides long. RefSeq names its product Rho guanine nucleotide exchange factor (GEF) 1b (gene arhgef1). Gene Ontology annotation, cellular component: cytoplasm. The transcript is spliced from 32 exons. The record is from RefSeq and is a predicted model, not a curated record. Gene Ontology annotation, molecular function: G protein-coupled receptor binding; guanyl-nucleotide exchange factor activity. Lineage: Eukaryota; Metazoa; Chordata; Cladistia; Polypteriformes; Polypteridae. Gene Ontology annotation, biological process: G protein-coupled receptor signaling pathway. Bases 272 to 3505 code for a protein of 1077 amino acids.